UUUGGUGGCGUACCCUGCAACAGCAUGUUUGUUGUUAUGGCUGUUACCCUGCUAUUACUUCUGUUACGAAGGCAACCUAGCUAAGAGAUGGAGUUUCAGAGACAUGACGAGUGUGAAGUGAAUAACCUGCCAUGUGUAUGUACAUGUACCAGAUCUGCACAUGAAAACAUUUCUGCAAACACGAAGGUUAUGAAUUUCGUUCUUGUGGUCAAUGGAGUUCGGCGCUGGUUGCCGUUACUGGCCUUUUGCGACGUCUUGAUAUCAGUUUGGAAUAAUUGCUCUGGACUCUGGGGAAUCCUCACUCAUAAUCGAGACAGGUUGGCCAGGAUGUCCUUCACGCUUGAAGGUCACGAGAAACAUUACGUAAAACUGGCAUGCAGUGGUGUAGAGGUUGGACCCAUCCCCAGCAACGUCUACCUAAAGAAGGAAAGGCCAGUUUGCAUUUCAAUCGAAGGUCAUGGAGAUCAUUACAAAAAGGUGUCAUACAGUGGAGUAGAGGUUGGGUGAGAACGGGACGUGUUGCUUCAUUAUCAAGAAGUUAAUUAUGGUGUUGUGUUGCUGUUGGUUGUUGUAUCGUUGAUGUCGACCACGAGAGAAAAUCUUUUAAAAGGAAAGAAAAAGGUCAACGGAAGUC
Molecule: messenger RNA, 634 nt
Organism: Daphnia pulicaria
Lineage: Eukaryota; Metazoa; Arthropoda; Branchiopoda; Diplostraca; Daphniidae
Exons: 6
Coding region: 88-507 (139 amino acids)
Source: RefSeq, a predicted model, not a curated record